Messenger RNA from Cottoperca gobio, 3344 nucleotides. RefSeq names its product bone morphogenetic protein receptor, type IAa (gene bmpr1aa). The record is from RefSeq and is a predicted model, not a curated record. Gene Ontology annotation, molecular function: ATP binding; transmembrane receptor protein serine/threonine kinase activity. Gene Ontology annotation, biological process: cell surface receptor protein serine/threonine kinase signaling pathway; protein phosphorylation; cellular response to growth factor stimulus. NCBI's taxonomy places the organism in Eukaryota, Metazoa, Chordata, Actinopteri, Perciformes, Bovichtidae. Bases 1 to 2142 code for a protein of 713 amino acids. Gene Ontology annotation, cellular component: plasma membrane; signaling receptor complex. The transcript has 11 exons.
AUGCAGAAGUGUCCUCACGAUGCAGAAGUGGUCCUCACGAUGCAGAAGUGUCCUCACGAUGUAGAAGUGGUCCUCACGAUGCAGAACGAUGCAGAAGUGGUCCUCACGAUGCAGAAGUGGUCCUCACGAUGCAGAAGUGUCCUCACGAUGCAGAAGUGUCCUCACGAUGCAGAAGUGGUCCUCACGAUGCAGAAGUGUCCUCACGAUGCAGAAGUGGUCCUCACGAUGCAGAAGUGUCCUCACGAUGCAGAAGUGGUCCUCACGAUGCAGAAGUGUCCUCACGAUGUAGAAGUGUCCUCACGAUGCAGAACGAUGCAGAAGUGGUCCUCACGAUGCAGAAGUGUCCUCACGAUGCAGAAGUGGUCCUCACGAUGUAGAAGUGUCCUCACGAUGCAGAAGUGGUCCUCACGAUGCAGAAGUGUCCUCACGAUGCAGAAGUGGUCCUCACGAUGCAGAAGUGUCCUCACGAUGCAGAAGUGGUCCUCACGAUGCAGAAGUGUCCUCACUGGUGUUUUCAAGCUGCAUCACAUCGAUUCUCUGCUUCUCAUCUCAGCCUCAUUUAUUCUUAAAACAGGAAAUGCAAAAUGUGGCGCUCGCAUAAAGACGAUAAACCGUGUUUGUGUUGCAGCCGCGGGUCAGAACCCGGACCACGUGCUGCAGGGGACAGGGGUGAAACCCGAGGCUCGUCGGCCCGGCGAGGACUCCACCGUUGCGCCCGAGGAUGCCGCUCGCUUCCUCAACUGCUACUGCUCCGGACACUGUCCCGAGGACGCCACCAACAACACCUGCCAGACCAACGGUCAGUGUUUCGCCAUCAUCGAGGAGGACGAGCACGGAGAGGACAUCCUCACCUCCGGCUGCAUGAAGUAUGAAGGCUCACACUUCCAGUGCAAGGACUCUCCGAACGCUCAGACCAGGAGGACGAUCGAGUGCUGCAACACCGACUUCUGCAACAGAGACCUGCAGCCCACGCUGCCCCCUCAGCCCCCCCCUGAAGGCAGCCCCCACUGGCUGGCGUUCCUCAUCUCCAUGACGGUCUGCUGCUGCACUCUGAUCUGUGUCACCGUCGUGUGCUACUACAGGUAUAAGUGGCAGAGUGAGCGCCAGCGGUAUCACAAAGAUCUGGAGCAGGAAGUCUUCAUCCCCGCUGGAGAGUCGCUCAAAGACCUCAUCCACCAAUCACAGAGCUCCGGCAGCGGCUCGGGGCUCCCCCUGCUGGUGCAGCGGACCAUCGCCAAGCAGAUCCAGAUGGUGCGUCAGAUCGGCAAAGGGAGGUACGGCGAGGUGUGGCUCGGCCGCUGGCGAGGAGAGAAGGUGGCCGUCAAAGUCUUCUUCACCCGAGAGGAAGCCAGCUGGUUCAGGGAGACGGAGAUCUACCAGACGGUCCUGAUGCGACACGAGAACAUCCUGGGCUUCAUCGCGGCCGACAUUAAAGGCACCGGCGCCUUCACGCAGCUCUUCCUCAUCACCGACUACCACGAGAACGGCUCGCUGUACGACUUCCUGAAGCUGAGCACGCUGGACACGCAGACGCUGCUGCGGCUGGCGUACUCCGCCGCCUGCGGCCUGUGCCACCUGCACACCGAGAUCUACGGCACGCAGGGUAAACCCGCCAUCGCCCACCGAGACCUGAAGAGCAAGAACAUCCUGAUCAAGAAGAACGGCGCCUGCUGCAUCGCCGACCUCGGCCUCGCCGUCAAGUUCAACAGCGACACUAACGAGGUGGACGUCCCUCUGAGCACGCGGGUCGGGACGCGGCGCUACAUGGCGCCCGAGGUGCUGGACGAGAGCCUCAACAAGAACCACUUCCAGGCGUACAUCAUGGCCGACAUGUACAGCUACGGCCUCGUCAUCUGGGAGAUGGCCCGACGCUGCGUCACCGGAGGUAUCGUGGAGGACUACCAGCUGCCGUACUGCGAGAUGGUUCCGUCCGACCCGUCGUAUGAAGACAUGCUGGAGGUGGUUUGUGUUAAAGGACUCCGGCCCACCGUGUCCAACCGCUGGAACAGUGACGAGUGUCUUCGGGCCAUGCUGAAGCUGAUGUCAGAGUGCUGGGCUCCUAACCCGGCCUCCCGCCUCACCAUCCUCAGAGUGAAGAAGACGCUCGCCAAGAUGGUGGAGUCGCAGGACAUUAAGAUCUGACCUCCUCUUCCUCCUCGUCUUCCUCUUCCCACCUGAACCCCUGAAGCUCAGUGCAUCUCUCUUCAUCAGGAGGAAGAGGAGAGAUAAUAAUGGACCCAUUUCAGGGCUGAACUCUACGUCUCCUCCAUCUGUCUGGAAACAAACAUGGAGUCCUUCCUCCUCCUCCUCUUUCUGCCGGGUUUGACGCUUUCCGUGAAAGCCAAACGAGACGAUGAAGAUAAUUUGAUGGCGGGGGAAACGAUGCUCGUUGUGAAUGAACAGAUCUUUUUCUUUUUUUAAACUCGCGUCGCCUUCCUUCACUUCUGCCUGUCGUUACGUCUCUUCAGGACAGUUCUCCUGCCAUACUGAAAUAUAUCCACUGUAAGAAAGUUAAUCAUAAGGUACGAUUAUAAUAUGUGACUUUAACGUGUAAAUAAGUUAUCAGAUGCUACUCGAGGAUCUAAAGAAAACACUGCAGUGGUGUUGACGUCCAGCCGACUCCAGGAGACGUCUCCCGUCCUGUCUGUCCACUUCCUGUCUGUCUACUUCCUGUCUGUCCGUCCACUUCCUGUCUGUCUGUCUGUCCACUUCCUGUCUGUCCAGCUGCUCUGGUGGAACAAAGACACCGGAUUGGUCGAGUUAAACUUCAGUGGGAGGAGCCAAAAGGACCUGCCAGUUUAUUUUUUAAUGGCGCAGUGAAUUAAAUUUAAAGGUAUAAUAUGUAAGUUUUCUGCUUUAACGUGUUAAAAACAACUCGCCCUUUGAUACAUGUACAGGUUGUGUGCUUACAUUAUCCCAAAUGUUUAAUUUAAUCACGUAGCGAUGUGUUCUAUAAGAGUAUUAACACAAUACAGAUGUUCCAGGAAGAAACUCAGAAUAUAAGUGUUUCAUUUACAAGAAGAAAACGAAUAGAAAUAAAGCUUCUUCCUCCAGGAGAAGAUCAGAACUUUGGCCCCUCCCACUCAGGAUUUUCAAAAUAAGAUUCCAUGUUUCUGCGUUGUCUGUUUCCAUUAGGAAUAUUAGCUUAGCAAAGACGAAGCAUAAGAACAGUUCAUAUUUAAGAGCAGUAACUUUGUUUCUCUGUAAUAAAUAUAGAUUAAUGUCUAAUCUGUAAAUCUUUCAUGUUGGUUCGGUGCCUUGAGUUCACCAAGGAAAUGAAACUCUGUAUACAGUCUGUCCAAUGUAACGAUUUUUAAGUAAAUAACCUUAUUUUAGUACACAAA